This is a messenger RNA of Perkinsus marinus ATCC 50983, 162 nucleotides long. RefSeq lists its product as hypothetical. NCBI's taxonomy places the organism in Eukaryota, Perkinsozoa, Perkinsida, Perkinsidae. Bases 1 to 162 code for a protein of 53 amino acids. The record is from RefSeq and is a predicted model, not a curated record. The transcript has 2 exons.
AUGAUCAGAGCAGAUGAUAGCGCGAGAACGAUCGAAAGUGCUCAAGCGUUAACGAUGGGCAUGUUCCCCAGCGCUGACGGUGAUAAUUCUACGUUUGAAAUUGUCGUACCGGACCGGGCUGUAGAUGCUAUGGAACCGAAUGCGGACGUAGGUUGCUUCUGA